Heterocephalus glaber (naked mole-rat) is the source of this 4070-nucleotide messenger RNA. RefSeq names its product centrobin, centriole duplication and spindle assembly protein (gene Cntrob). Gene Ontology annotation, biological process: centriole replication; mitotic cytokinetic process; centrosome separation. Lineage: Eukaryota; Metazoa; Chordata; Mammalia; Rodentia; Bathyergidae. Gene Ontology annotation, cellular component: centrosome; centriole. The record is from RefSeq and is a predicted model, not a curated record.
GGAGGGGAGGGGCGGUGAGCGGGACGCUACCAACGGUUUUCGUCGUGAAGCGCUGCGUGAGGAAGGGGGUCUUUGUCUUGCGCCACCCGAGCUCCGGGGAGUAGUGGGGAGCGGGGGCAAGCUUUCUCUCCACCUUGGUAAAUUCGGGGUUGAGGGCUGGAAGUGCGAAGAGUAGUCGGAACAGGGUGGUUGCGGUAGAGAUCUCAGAGCACCGUGCUUAUCGGGAACAUCUGAGGGUGUGACUGAGGGUUCACAAAAUUUUUCUGGGGUGAUAGGGAGGGAGCGACUCUCAGGAUCCCUCCUAUGGCUUUCUUGCCUGGAGGGGUUGGAAGGAUUUUACAAGGGAUUUGACCCGAGGAAGCGUAGGAGGGGAGGGCGAGGCGUGAGGCAGUUACUUCUCUUGCCAGUGAACCCAGUUGAGGGACAGGCAGUGAGUUUCUUUUCAGUUUGCACGUUCUGUGCAUGAGAACUGAAGAGCUCAGUUGGCCAGGGAAAGCCUGUCCCCAAGCUGACCUGCGGCUUCCAACACUCUAGUUGGGUGGAGGAACCGCGCUCCUCCUGUUGUCCUCCCCCAACCCUCCUGAGGUCUGGGUCCACGUCCUCCCUGUCUUCUGUACUGCAUCCUCUUCCACCGUUCCUAGGGACUGGGGAAAGGAAUGCCUUUGCCCUCUCCAUGGCCUCUGGAACCAGGAGAAACCUUUCCUUUAACCAGAAAGCCUUGAUACCUUUAUUCACCAAGGAUCCACCAAGGACUCUUUCGCCCUUCUCCCAAAUCGUCCUUCUCUAUGAACUUUUCCCUCUGGCUCACCUAAAGUUGAACCAGGAGUUCCCAGCUUUCUGCUGUCUCCAGUUGUCUUCUCCCUGUACUCAUGGCCACAUCAACUACCAGCCCCAGUUCACCUCUCCGGGCAGAGGAUCUCCUGAGUGAGUCAUCAGAACCCCCUGGACUGAACCAAGUGUCCUCUGAGGUGACCUCCCAGCUCUAUACUUCUUUGCACCUCAGCCGUCAGGCAGAGGCCACUGCUCGAGCUCAGCUGUAUUUAGCCUCCACCUCCCCACCUCCACAUGAGGCCUUAGACAGCCUGGCUCAAGAGCUGAGUCGCAGCUUGUCAGUCGGAUUAGAGAACAACUUGAAGAAAAAGGAUGGUUUUAAGCAUAUCUUUGAGAUGGAAAGUGUUCGAGGUCAACUCCAGACCAUGCUCCAAACCUCACAUGAUGCAGCCUAUCAUAAUGCCUGUUCCUGUCUUUACCUGACCCUAGCCAUGGGGUCUCUUGGGCUAUGUGUAGGGGACCCCCUCACUGCAGGUGCUGGCAUAGAGAAGCGGGAAGAGGAGUCCUUUGACAGUGACAGCACAGCUACCUUGCUCAACACCCAGCUCCUGCAAGACAUAUCUCCACCCAGUUCAGCACAAGCUUUGGAGGAGUUGUUUCCCCGCUACACCAGUCUUCGACCGGGGCUCCCAGUUAAUCCCCCGGAUUUUCAGAGGCUGAGAGAUGCACUGGAUUCAGAGCAUACCCGCCGCAAGCAUUGUGAACGCCACAUUCAGAGCCUGCAGACCCGAGUUCUAGAGCUACAGCAGCAGUUAGCUGUGGCUGUGGCUGCCGACCGCAAGAAAGAUAUCAUGAUUGAACAACUGGACAAGACCCUGGCCCGAGUGGUGGAGGGCUGGAAUCGGCAUGAGGCUGAGCGGACAGAAGUGCUUCGGGGACUACAAGAGGAACGCCAGGCAGCAGAACUCACCAGAAGCAAGCAGCAAGAAACAGUAACCCGCCUAGAACAAAGCCUUUCAGAAGCCAUGGAGACCCUAAAUCGGGAGCAGGAAGGUGCCAGACUGCAACAACGGGAAAGAGAGGUGCUGGAAGAAGAAAGGCAAGCUCUGACCCUGAGCUUGGAGGUUGAACAGCAGCGGAGUCAUGCUCUGCAGGAAGAGCGGGAUGAGGCUCGGGCUGGGCAACUCAGUGAGCAUCGGAAGCUGGAGACCCUUCAGGUUGCCCUGGAAGAAGAGCGACAGGCCUGGGCCCAGCAAGAGCACCAGCUUAAGGAGCGCUAUCAGACAUUGCAGGGGGAGAGCCAGGCUCAGCUGGAAAGAGAAAAGGGGAACAGCCAGAGGGAGGCCCAAGCAGCUCGGGAAGCCCAGCAAGAGUUGGCAUUGGUGCAGUCUGAGGUGCGGCGGCUGGAAGGGGAGCUGGACACGGCUCGGAGAGAGAGAGAUGCCCUGCAGCUGGAGAUGAGCUUGGUGCAGGCCCGGUUUGAAAGGCAGCGGAUCCAGAUGGAGUCAGAGCUGGCUGUGCAGCUAGAGCAGCAGGUGAUGGAGCGGAUGGCGCAGGCUCAGGAGAGCAGCCUACGGCAAGCAGCCUCCCUGAGGGAACAUCACAGGAAGCAGCUGCAGGACCUUAAUGGACAGCACCAGCAAGAACUGGCCACUCAGCUGGCUCAAUUCAAAGUGGAAAUGGCAGAACGAGAGGAACGGCAACAGCAGGUGGCUCAGGACUAUGAGCUCAGACUGGCACGGGAGCAAGCACGGGUACGGGACCUUCAGAGUGGGAACAAGCAGCUGGAGGAGCAGCGAGUGGAGCUGGUGGAACGGCUCCAGGCCAUGCUGCAGGCCCACUGGGAUGAGGUCAACCAGCUGCUCGGCACUACCCUCCAGCCUCCUAACUCUCCAGUUCCUCCCACUGGGCCCUCCAGCUCUGAUCUCCCAGAGACAGAGAAGGGGGAGAGGAGGAUCUGGACCAUGCCUCCUGUGGCUGUGGCCCUAAAGCCUGCGUUGCAGCAGAGCCGGGAAGCCAGGGAUGCCAGGGACGAGCUGCCUGGAGUGCCUCCUGUUGACUGCAGCCCCUCCCCAGACCUUAGCCUCCUUCUGGGCCCCUCUUUUCUGAGCCAGCAUUCCUUCCAGCCUCUGGAGCCCAAACCAGAUCUCACUCCAUCCAUAGCUGAAGACUUCUCUGCACUUGGGGCCUUCCAAACUGAUCACAGAGCAGAACGGCCAUUCCCUGAGGAAGAUGUAGGAUCUGAGGGAGAUGGCUUCCUAAAGCAAGGGCUGCCACCUGCUUCUCAGCUGGAAGGCCUCAAGAAUUUUUUGCAGCAGCUGCUGGAAACAGUACCACAGAACAAUGAGAGCCCCUCUGUUGAUCUGCUGCCUCCCAAGUAUGGUCCCCAGACUGUGCCAUCUUGGGAAGAAGCCUCUCAAGUGCCACGCCUUCCACCCCCUGUCCAUAAAACCAAAGUCCCUUUAGCCAUGGCAUCUAGUUGUUUCCGAGUCCAUGAGGUUCCCUCUUCCUAUUCACAAGGCAGUGGUCCCAGCACUGGCUCCCCAGAGAAAGGUGCAGAUGGGCUCAGCUCCUCAAGGCAGCUGAUGGAGAUGUCUCAGCUGUUACGACAGUACCAGGCUCGGGGCUGGGGGACUCUUUCUGCUGAGGACCUGCUGCUGUGCUUGAAGAAGCUGGAACAUGGCGGGACUGAUAGCCGAGGGGAGAAUGUCCCCAGAAGGAACCCAGACUCCCGCUUGGGUGAGAUCUCCCGGAAAGAGAUCCCUUCACAGGCUGUCCCUCGCUGCCUUGCUACAGCUCCUAAGUCUGAUAAACCUCCUGCUCGGAAGAAAAGCAGCCACCCUACCCCUAGCAGCAUGAGGAGUCGGGGAGGAAUCUGGAAAUGAGCUCCUGCCCUUUCUCUGCUUUGUUCUCUUGUGGUUAUUUUAAUAAACGCUUAGUAGUCUGUAUUAGAGUCUCUGACUCAGCAAUUUGGAAAAUGGAGAUUUUUGUAGGAAGCUACUUUGUAAAGAACCUCUUUCUAUUUGAAUAUGUGUUUUAUAUGUUUUGUUUAUGUGUUAUUUCCCAUGGGAAAAGACUGAGUGUUUUGAAAAAAGACUGUGUGACUAGACUUUAGAAGUGUGAGUGAGCUAGCAUUCAGUGUUUAAAGAGUAAAAUGUACUGGGCUAUUAACUGGUAGUGGGAUUAUGGAUGGUUAUUUAUUUUUUAUACAUUUUUAUAUUUUCCAAAUUUUCCAAAAUGAGUAUGUUACUUUAAUAAUCAGAAAAAAUAAUCUUUUAAUAAAAUAGUAAGUUAUUGUA